Molecule: messenger RNA, 982 nt
Organism: Rhodofomes roseus
Lineage: Eukaryota; Fungi; Basidiomycota; Agaricomycetes; Polyporales; Fomitopsidaceae
Exons: 2
Coding region: 152-760 (202 amino acids)
Source: RefSeq, a predicted model, not a curated record
CGGGCGUGUUGACGGACAGCGGAUGGGCAGACGCAGCCACCGCGUGGCGUCGAUCAAUGUCCCGGCCACCCGUAUUCGGUAACCACACGCUGUAUCCCAACAAUCGACGCUCGCCGCUCGACGCUCGACGACGUCCACAUUCUUCGGCGAUAUGAGCCCAAAAUGCCCACACGCCAUUCGAGAAUGCGGUCCACGCAACAACUCAGAGAAAGGACCCACCACAGCCCACCACGCGCCGCUGACCGUUGCCUGCUGGGCCGCCGGCUGUCGACCGCCAAGGCACCUCCAGGUCCAAGGCUUCCCCAAGCCGGUUCCUGCUGCGUGUGUUCGGCGCGCAGUCCUUGCGUUGGCGCCGCGCGCAUCCAAAGGGGGCCGAUUUUUGGUGAGUGAGGCAUGCGAAGCUUACGCGCGACACAGCAGGGCGCACGCCCACGUCGGGCAGGACGAUGUUCGACUGUGCGAGGUGGCAGAGCUGGGCCCGCGCAUUGCGCAAAGCAAUGAAAUUGCCACAUCGCGUGAGUAUGUAGCUAGUAUCCGCGCGUCGACGCUCGUCGCGGCAGCUCCCUCGCUGUUCGUCCGCGCAGAGGAGGAGGAAGAGGAAGUCCGAGAGGGUGGAGUUCGAGUGCGGGGACUCUGGGCGACGCGGGCCCGCCUUACUUAUACCCACACAGCGCGCGCAAGAGUGGAGCGUACGCUUGACUUGCGAUCAAUGAGGACGGCUGAUGAACUUGCGAUCGGAAGGGCAAGCAGGCUACCGUGAAAGCAAAGUAUCGAACGGAGGAAAGGACACCCCCGGGUGACAUUGAACUAGAGCGUUUGAACGGCCAGCAACAGCGGUCGAAGCGGAGGAUCGGUGUUUGACUUACCUCUGCGCUCACCAACCACAUCAAUUCUCUGCACUAAGGCGUACGCCUUCGAAGAGACUGCGUGAGUUCAUCGCCGCUCGCACAUCGCUCGACAACUUGAACCUCGGCCGAUAUGC